Molecule: messenger RNA, 1473 nt
Organism: Carassius auratus (goldfish)
Lineage: Eukaryota; Metazoa; Chordata; Actinopteri; Cypriniformes; Cyprinidae
Product: multiple inositol polyphosphate phosphatase 1-like
Exons: 5
Coding region: 1-1380 (459 amino acids)
Molecular function (GO): acid phosphatase activity; inositol phosphate phosphatase activity
Source: RefSeq, a predicted model, not a curated record
AUGGCCAAACAAGUGGUAACAACAGUAUGUUUUGUUCUUUUUCAUUGCAUUAUAAGUUACUGGGCGUUUAUGUCCUCUUGUAGCAUCCACUCAUCAACCAAAAUCAUAAUUCCAGACAUCGCCAGGUAUUUUGGCACCAAAGGUCGCUAUGAAGAGGUCAACGCAUACUUAAUCGACGAUAUUUUGGCCAUAAACAACUCCCUUGUGACGCUGCCUUCCUCGAAAUGCAGCGAAAUUCAUUUGACAGUUAUAAUCCGGCACGGGACGAGGUACCCGACCAUUAAAAACAUUCAGAAGAUGCGCGAAUUUCAUGAUCUCGUCGUGCGUGAAGCGACCGGCAACUUGAACUGUUUGUCAGAGAUAAAGUCGCAGUGGAAGAUGUGGUACACGGAUGAUAUGGACGGGCGACUGGUGGACCAGGGCCGUGAGGAUCACAGGCACCUGGCGCAGAGACUCAUCAAAUGGUUCCCUUCUUUGCUGACCGAGGAAAAUGUGCGUCAAGGACGCGUGAAACUGAUCACCAGCUCCAAGCACAGGUGUGUAAACAGUACCAUCGCUUUCAGAGAGGGACUAAUGAAAGGACUCCGCUCAGAAGCCAAGUUGGAACUUGCUGUGAACGACGCUUUGAUGCGUUACUUUGACCAGUGUGAACGGUUUGUGAAAGAAGUGGAGAACAACAAGAGUGCCUUGGAGGAAGUAAAACGUUUUCAUGAAGGCCCGGAGAUGAAAAGAGUAAUGGAGAAAAUGGCUGACAGGCUGGAGGUCCCUUACGCCAGCAUCACCGAUGAUUCAGUGGAAGCAGGUUUCUUCUUGUGUGCAUAUGAGUUUGCUAUCCAGAAGCUGAACUCACCCUGGUGCCAGUUGUUUGACGAGGUAGAUGCACAGGUAAUGGAAUAUGCUGGUGACCUUAAACAGUACUGGAAGCGAAGCUAUGGGCAUGAAAUCAACAGCAAGUCGAGCUGCAUCCUCUUCCAUGAUCUUUUUCAUCGUCUUGACCAAGUUGUAGCCGAGAUCACUAAGAACUCAGAUGCUAUUGUAUCGGAGGCUGUGACCGUGCAGGUGGGCCAUGCUGAGACGCUGUUACCCCUUCUCACCCUGCUGGAUCUGUUUAAGGAUGACAUCCCUCUCAGCUCAACUAACUUUGCAACCCAGCACAACAGAAUAUUUCGAAGUGGGAAUAUUGUGCCGUACGCUGCCAACCUGCUGGUAGUGCUGUAUAAAUGCCCAGAGGGGAUUAGGAUGGGUGUGCGACUCAAUGAGAAAUCUUUGACCUUGCCUGGACUCACUGACCCCGUCCCAAUGUAUGAGGAUGUGAAGACACGCUACAGUACUCUGCUCAAGGGUUGUGACCAAGAGACUGUGUGUAAAAUUAACAGUUAAAAAGCAUAAAAGUGCAACACAUCACAAAGGCCAGCAGACUGCUGACAUUAUCAUAGAAGCAACAACCAGCAAACAUUUUUUUUUAAUGUUAUA